UUUUCUCAAGGGUUGCAACUUGCAAGGUCCCAUCUCUUUUCUUCCACCAUUGUUUCUUAUAAUAGAAGCACUAACAAGUUUCUCCACACACACAGGGUAAGUGGCUUUCUUGGUGCUUCUUCAAGCUCCUACUUGGAGCGCACACAGACCAAGACAAGUUCCAUACCAGAUACUCAAAAAGUUCCCCCCUCUAGCUGUAAUUAAAUACAUAAGAAACAAAGUUCUAGUUUCUAUUUAUACCACCAUUAACAUAUAUAUUAUCCUGACGGAGAACACAAGAAGGACAAUUCAAUGGAGGCUAAGAACAAGAUGUCUGAGGUGCUGCCGUUCAUAAUCAUGGUGGUUAUGGAAGGUUGGACCAUAGGGCUCACCAUUUUUGCAAAAACUGCAAUAACUAAUGGAAUGAGCCCAUUUGUGUUCAUAGUUUAUACCAAUGCUUUGGCCACUAUACUACUGUUCCCUUCUUCCUUUUUAUCACACCAAGAGGACAGAAAGCAGCGCCAAACUUUUACUUUCUCUUUGUUCAUGCGAUUCUUGUUCAUCGGUUUAAUAGGGGUAACCAUGACUCAGGCCUUUUUAUUUCUGGGUCUAAGCUAUAGUUCGCCAAUACUUGUGUGUGCCAUGAGCCACUUGUUCCCAACGUUUAAUUUUCUGCUCUCUCUCAUUCUCAGGUUCCACAUCAUCAAAACUCAGAAGACAGAGUUGAAUCUGAGAAGCCCUGGUAUCCAAGUCCAAGUGAUUGGUGUGUUGGUAUCAAUAAUGGGAGCAGUGGUAGUUGAAUUCUACAAGGGACCACUCGUAAGACCUUCUUCUCACCACCUUCGACAAACUAAGCAACUUCUUCUCUUCUCCUCAACACCAGAAUUUUGGCUUCUUGGUGGCGCUUUGCUUGCUGCAGCUUCCUUCUCCCUUUCGAUUUCCAACUUCAUCCAGAAAGAAACUCUAGAGCAAUAUCCGGAACCAAUGAAGAUGGUUUCUUAUUCUAGCUUAAUUGGAAUGAUCCUCUGUGCAAUAGUAUCGUGUAUCAUUGAGAGGGACAUAAAUGCUUGGAAGAUAAAACGUAAUAAGGACCUUAUUCUCAUUGUUCUAACUGCACUAGUAGGAGGUGUGAUUCGUCCAAAUAUUCAAGUAUGGUUAACUCGCACGAAGGGUCCACUUUAUGUGCCACUUUUCAAGCCCUUUGGUAUUGCAUUUGCCACUACUUUUGCAGUUUGCUUCUUUUCUAACAGCCUUCAUUAUGGAAGUGUUAUAGGAACAACUAUACUUGGAAUGGGGUAUUAUACAGUAAUAUAUGGACAAGUGAAAGGAAACGAGGAAGAGACAAACUGUGACGAUAGCUCAGAAUCCUUGGACAAGAAGAUACCUCUUCUGCCAGAAAAGAUGGAAGUGUGACCAAAAUUUUGAAAGAUUCUAACUGUAUAUAAAUCAUGAAACAUGUAAAUACCAUAAAAACAAGGUGAUUAAAAUCAUUGCAUUUUCGUUGUAAAAUAUCCGUGAAUAUAAAACACAGUGUACAUGUA
Vigna unguiculata (cowpea) is the source of this 1520-nucleotide messenger RNA. RefSeq names its product WAT1-related protein At1g70260-like. NCBI's taxonomy places the organism in Eukaryota, Viridiplantae, Streptophyta, Magnoliopsida, Fabales, Fabaceae. Gene Ontology annotation, cellular component: membrane. The record is from RefSeq and is a predicted model, not a curated record. Gene Ontology annotation, molecular function: transmembrane transporter activity.